CUACACACCCGUGUUUAGUGAUUAGGUGUACCAGAUAGUCCAUGAUAUUACCGUAUAACGUGGUUGCGCUCGCGUUACUGUCUCUAAGCCAUAAUGGCAGGAUCGGUGAAGGACAUGAUCCGUGCCAUACGGAGCUGCAGAACGCCAGCAGAAGAAAAGGCGGUGAUAGCGCGUGAGUCGGCAGUCAUACGGAAUGCUAUAAAUGGCAACUCCUCCUCAGAAAGACGUAAGAACAUUGCCAAGUUGCUGCUGAUACACCUAAUGGGACAUAGUACACAUUUCGGCCGCAUGGAAUGUGUGAACCUAGUGGCUUCAGGUAAGUUCCCGGAUAAACGGAUGGCCUACCUGGCACUAAGUCUAAUACUCACCGAGGACUCGGAGUUCUUAACACUGGCAAUCAAUUCCAUCAAGAUGGACCUAAACGGCGGUAACGUCUAUGCCGCCGAGGCGGCAUUGAACCUAAUGUCAAAUCUAGGUAACCAGGAAAUGUUUAGGGAGUUAUACUACGACCUCGACCGUUUAGUGCGUUCCCCUGAAGUUAAUAUCCGCAAAAGAGCUAUCAUCUGCAUAGCUAGGAUGCUGCGUAAAUUAGGCCAGGCUAAUCUCGUACCGGGUCCCGAGGCCAUGGAGUUAGCGACGAACUACUUCCACAUGAUCCCAGUUUUGCUGGGUGACCAUAACCAUGGUGUUAUUAUGGCAGGUUUAAACCUGCUUGAGGUGAUAAUUGAGUAUUACCCCAAGUGCUGCACUUUCAGUUCAAUCUAUGACCUGCUUCUAAAGACGCUGCACACUAUCUGCAAUGAACCCAGUGGCGGGAUUGGUGUGAUGUUUGGUGGCGGCCGUGAUUACGAAAUAAACGGGGUCACCGACCCCUUCCUUAAGGUCAAGUUGCUAUCGCUUGUACGGAUAGUUUACCAGCGUUGCCGGGACGAACUACCCGGUAACCAGCAGCUGUAUGACGCAAUAUCACAGGUUAUUAAGGGAGCUACCCUCGCCAAUAACGCGUCGCACUCCUUGCUCUACGAGUGCGUGCGCACCAUAUACAGCGAAAUGGACGACCCGAAGUUCAACCAACUGGGUAAGGAUGUCGUCCAGAAGUUUAUAACCACUAACGAUAACAAUAUCAAGUACAUCGCACUGGGUGUCCUGAACAACCUGCGGGAUGUCACUUUAGUGGUUGGCGACAAUAACUGGAACAUCGUGGUGCAGUCGCUGCGCCAACCUGAUAUAUCAAUACGACGCCGUGCACUGGAGGUAACCCUAAAGCUGAUGUCACGCGACACCGUCAAGCCAUUGAUGCAGCAUUUGUACGACUUCCUACUCGCGGCAAAUGACGAGCUUAAACGUGAGAGUGUAACGAAAAUAGAAGCUGCACUAAGGAUACAUUCAAUUAAUGAAUUCUACCGUUUGGAAACAAUGGUCAAGAUAUUCUCCAUCGCUGGUAACUGUGUGUCCGAGACUAUUUUGCACUCCUUUAUCGCAUCAGUUUCCGCAAGUAGCCAUGAUACCAAAGUGAAGGUCACAACCAAGCUGUUUUAUAUAGUACCGAACAACCUAGGCCAGGAUGCACUGGUACGCGCUGCGCUAUGGUGUCUCGGAGAAUACGGCCACCUGCUACCUCCAUUGAGCCACAUUGAUGUCAGCCCAACUAGUGUUGUGACCUCCAGUACAGCCCCCAAAAGCGAGGCUUCGCCCUUGGAUGACCUUCUAGGCGGAUUGGAUGAAUCCGUACCAACUAACGACGCAUCGGGACCACCCAAUACUAAUACUGCAUCGCAGGUGGUCCACGCCCUGGAGCCUAUAGCGCGCCAUAUAGUAACGUGUUCCAGUAAAUCAGGUGGCGACUGCAUUAACGGGGAGUAUUUGCUAACUUGCCUGGGCAAGUUGGCAUGCCAUGUACCGGGGGAGAUUGCAUUCAUAAUGCGUAUAGUCAAGCAGUUCCGCCGGCAUGUAAAUGCGGAGUUGCAGCAACGUGCUGGAGAGCUGGAGGCCUUGCAUGAACAGAACAUGCUGGGAGUGGUAGUUACAGGCGACUUGCAGCUUAUAACCCCGAGUAUCCCAGCAAGUGCACCAACGGAUAAACCAGUUACUAUCGAAGAUGACCUUUUAGGCCUAACGGAUACACCAGUAAACAAGCCAUCAGCACAGAAAAUAGAUACACUAGACUUCAUGUCGUUUGAAUACAAGGAUAGCACAAAAAUUAAGAAUAACGAUGAGUUCGGAGACUUGCUGCCCUUCUAGGUUACAUCAGCAGAGCCGGGUACACGAAAG
This is a messenger RNA of Babesia bovis T2Bo, 2271 nucleotides long. RefSeq names its product Adaptin N terminal region family protein. Gene Ontology annotation, cellular component: membrane coat; AP-1 adaptor complex; Golgi apparatus. Gene Ontology annotation, biological process: Golgi to vacuole transport; intracellular protein transport; receptor-mediated endocytosis. The record is from RefSeq and is a predicted model, not a curated record. The coding region runs from base 94 to 2241 and encodes 715 amino acids. Lineage: Eukaryota; Apicomplexa; Aconoidasida; Piroplasmida; Babesiidae. Gene Ontology annotation, molecular function: clathrin-cargo adaptor activity. The transcript has a single exon.